AUGAUUGAUUUUGCUGACACUGAUACGUCAUCAAGUGCGCGUACGUGUCGUACAACACAUCACAUUGAUGUGAAUGAUGAAGUGGCCAGUAUCACUACACACAUCGUUAUCGACAUGCUUGUUAUCAUCAUUAUUAUUGUUAACAUCAUCACUACUACAACUAUCACCACAUCACUACCUACUACUCAGAAAAUGCCAGCACUCACAGCAAUGCCUCGAUGCUUUCUUCACGCUCCUGACGGUCGUCUACUGGGCAAUUGCAUCGAUUAG
Messenger RNA from Thelazia callipaeda (thelaziosis nematode), 270 nucleotides. Lineage: Eukaryota; Metazoa; Nematoda; Chromadorea; Rhabditida; Thelaziidae. The record is from the annotation of a GenBank genome assembly.